Molecule: messenger RNA, 2448 nt
Organism: Hyaloscypha bicolor E
Lineage: Eukaryota; Fungi; Ascomycota; Leotiomycetes; Helotiales; Hyaloscyphaceae
Product: glycosyltransferase family 8 protein
Exons: 7
Coding region: 106-2151 (681 amino acids)
Cellular component (GO): cytoplasm
Molecular function (GO): glycosyltransferase activity
Source: RefSeq, a predicted model, not a curated record
CUUCUGCAAUCUCCUUCCUCAACCACUUUGCUUUGGUCGUAUUCUAGCCAGUGAUUCGAGAAGAACUCCUUCUAGGAAUCGUUACCUGGCAACAAGAAAGAAGCAAUGGCUUCUGAAGGAGAAGAUGUUUACGCGACGGUGCUUCUUUCGGACUCGUACCUACCCGGUGCGUUAGUGUUGGCACACAGCUUGAAAGAUGCUGGCACGACCAAGAAAAUAGCUGUGCUCGUCACCACCGACACUGUAUCAGCAGAUGCCAUGGCUCAACUUCAAACUCUAUUCGACUUCAUCAUUCCCGUCGAGCGAAUUGUAAACGAAUCCCAAGCAAACCUCUCUCUCAUGGGUCGCCUCGACCUACAUUCAACCUUUACAAAGAUCGCAUUAUGGAAGCAGCUGCAAUUUCGAAAGAUAGUGUACAUGGAUGCCGAUAUGGUUGCUCUUCGUGCGCCAGAUGAAUUGUUUGAUCUGUCACAUCCAUUUUCAGCAGCUCCAGAUAUCGGAUGGCCUGAUCUUUUCAAUACUGGAUUGCUGGUUUUGACACCCAAUAUGGGAGAUUAUUACGCGUUGCUUGCAAUGGCACAACGGGGAAUUUCUUUCGAUGGCGCAGACCAAGGUCUAUUGAAUAUGCACUUCAAAGACAAUUUCAAUCGCCUAAGCUUCACCUACAAUGUAACUCCGUCGGCACACUACCAAUACCUCCCAGCGUACCGGCAUUUCCAGUCGAGUAUUAGUGCGACCCACUUCAUCGGCCAAAACAAGCCUUGGAACCAGGGAAGAGAUGCAAACAGAGGCUCUACUCCGUAUGACGAAAUGGUUGGCAGAUGGUGGGCAGUUUAUGACCGACACUAUCGAGAAUCCUCCGUGAGGAGCACCCCGGAAGGUGCAUCAACAAUUGUCCAGUAUCAUACGAAAGGCGAAUUCCAACCCGUUGCCCCAGCGAUUACGAUUACACCAACACAUCAGCCCGAAGAGAGCGACAGUGAGAUAUUCCACCCAAGCGCUGAACAACCUUUACAUGAGACUAUCGAAAUCCCGGAAGAAGUGGAAGAAGCUUAUGUUUCUCCAGUUCAAACGAAUCUGGAGGCGGAGAGUCAACCAGAACCGGCGCCAGAACCUGAAUACCACCCCGAACCCGAAAUCACCUAUGCUCCUUGGGAUGCCAGCAGAGGCCCACCACCAGCAGACUCCAUGCCAGAAGCCUCCAACUUCCCAGCAACUCAUUAUGACAUGUCUGCAGAUCCUACGCCAUUCAAAGCCCCAGAACGGUAUCCUGAUCCACCAAAGGAUAUGUAUUACGAAGUACCCAAGACCCCGACUUACCAAAAGCCAGCACCAAUUUUCCCAUGGGAGUUAAAUGCACCUAGAGCGAGUCGAGUUUUUCCCGAAGAUAAUGAUGUUGGUGUGCCAGAACCCCCAAGCCUUAUCGACCCAGGCCCAGCGCCAACCGAUGAAGAAAAACCUGAAGACAAAAGCGCACCAGUCACACCCACCACUCCAACCAUCCAACUCACACCUGCUGAUCCUUGGCAGACUUAUACCCGUGGGAACGCCUGGGACGAUAUCCCUGAGAUCGAGCGGUACAUCGGAAGCUUGCAAAAGAAUCGCAAGGGCAACAUCCAAGUACUGCAGGGGUAUGGCUCAGGUAUAGCAGAAGUGUCCAGUCCGGGUGCCAGAAGGCAGAGCAUGAAGCUCACGGACUUUCCAUCAGAGCUUGAACGGCCCAGUUUGCCCGUUACCCCGGCUCCCAUCCGCAGACCCAGCUUCUGGGGCGAAGAACGAGAUGAAGAUGGCGAGCUACCAGCUGCGGAAGGAGUACCUUCUCAGGAGGACUGGGAUCCGGCGGUCCAACUGGAGCAGCUCGCGCGGCGCCAGUCGGACGUGUUAGCAAAUAAGUUAGGCAAGGAUGGUGUCCAUCCGCGGGAAAUCCCUCUGAGACCACUUCCUUACGGAUCGGAGGGUGUUGCUUCUCCUACUUAUGUUGCUCAAAGCCCUUCGGGUGGAGCAACGGGAUUGGAUUCUAUGCCACGAACAAGAAUCGAGGAACCAAGUUACAAAGGACCCUCCGCAAUGUGGGAGAAGGAUGAGACGUUUCCUUACAAGGAAACACCUGCAGGAGCGACCGAGGAGGAGAAGGAUGUUCUCGAGAACUGAACCCGUAAUGCCUAACGUUUAUUGCUACGCAACUCAUGUACAAUUACCUUUCUCAGUCUUCAUAUUUGGCAUCGAUCUUUUUCUCUUCUCAGCAGGCAUGGAUCAUUUGCAUUAGCAUAUUGCGAGGCUUUUGCAUUUUUCGUUUGUUGCAUUUCAUUGCAUUGUUCCAACUGCAUUUGAAGCUUGUUCCGGAAUGGCAAUGGUGGAAUGUAUUUAGGGGUGGUUGUGAAGAUCGUUUGCGCAAAUGUAGCUAUCUGUCAUAUACCCUGCCGAAUGAAGGAUUUAUAUGCUGGUGCC